Messenger RNA from Tripterygium wilfordii, 805 nucleotides. RefSeq lists its product as uncharacterized. The transcript is spliced from 4 exons. The record is from RefSeq and is a predicted model, not a curated record. Lineage: Eukaryota; Viridiplantae; Streptophyta; Magnoliopsida; Celastrales; Celastraceae. The coding region runs from base 56 to 610 and encodes 184 amino acids.
GCGAAAUAGGAAGGAGAAUUUGUUUGUUGGCGGCGGAGCAAGCAGACGGGGAAAAAUGGGAAAGAAGGAGAAGAAACAUAGGCACCGACAACAGAGAGGCUCUCGCCGAGGAGGAGCCGCCAUUUGCUUCGACGCAGAAGAAGACGACACUUAUCCAUCCAACCCACUGCUCUCUUCUCCGACUGAUGAAGAAGGAGAAGCCUCCGGAGAACUAGAAGUUGAUGAUGAUUCUGAAGAAGGGGAGAUGAGCGAUAUUCCCUCCAAGUUCCUUCUCUACCAGCAAUCCGUACAGUAUGUUUGGGAGCAAGCUGAAUUUGAGAUCAUUGAGCAUAAAACAAGAAUUAGUCUCCACUUUCAUCUACAGAAACUGCAGAAAAAACUUCACCAUGCAUUUUCAUAUAGCUGGAGGCUAUGGUCAUUGCCUGAGAUCAAAGACUGCUUGGAGGAAGUUGGAUUUCAGUCUGUACACUUUUGGCUUCGCCAAAUGCUAGACACCGAGAAAAUGACGAGUACAGAAGGAUUUGGGGUCGGUAAGGACGUGAAGUACGAAGAGGUGAAAAGUUUUCCAGAAGAGGAUGCAUGGAAUGCCUUAUGUUGUUGGUGUUGCUAACUGUUUGUAGUAUUCUGCAAUCUCUGACUGGAUGCUGCACUGAUUACUACGACGAACAGAGCAACAACAAUGCUUAAUAUCUUUCAUGACCCCAACCCCAUAAAGGUAUUGCAAUCCUGUUGUCAUGCACAAGACACUCGCUCUGAGCUGGGUAGACAAAAUGUAUUGUUUUUGGUAUCACAUAAUAUUGUUUUG